AGUCUCUCGUCAUGGAAUACGCCUCUGACGCUUCACUGGACCCCGAAGCCCCGUGGCCUCCCGCGCCCCGCGCUCGCGCCUGCCGCGUACUGCCUUGGGCCCUGGUCGCGGGGCUGCUGCUGCUGCUGCUGCUCGCUGCCGCCUGCGCCGUCUUCCUCGCCUGCCCCUGGGCCGUGUCCGGGGCUCGCGCCUCGCCCGGCUCCGCGGCCAGCCCGAGACUCCGCGAGGGUCCCGAGCUUUCGCCCGACGAUCCCGCCGGCCUCUUGGACCUGCGGCAGGGCAUGUUUGCGCAGCUGGUGGCCCAAAAUGUUCUGCUGAUCGAUGGGCCCCUGAGCUGGUACAGUGACCCAGGCCUGGCAGGCGUGUCCCUGACGGGGGGCCUGAGCUACAAAGAGGACACGAAGGAGCUGGUGGUGGCCAAGGCUGGAGUCUACUAUGUCUUCUUUCAACUAGAGCUGCGGCGCGUGGUGGCCGGCGAGGGCUCAGGCUCCGUUUCACUUGCGCUGCACCUGCAGCCACUGCGCUCUGCUGCUGGGGCCGCCGCCCUGGCUUUGACCGUGGACCUGCCACCCGCCUCCUCCGAGGCUCGGAACUCGGCCUUCGGUUUCCAGGGCCGCUUGCUGCACCUGAGUGCCGGCCAGCGCCUGGGCGUCCAUCUUCACACUGAGGCCAGGGCACGCCAUGCCUGGCAGCUUACCCAGGGCGCCACAGUCUUGGGACUCUUCCGGGUGACCCCCGAAAUCCCAGCCGGACUCCCUUCACCGAGGUCGGAAUAACGUCCAGCCUGGGUGCAGCCCACCUGGACAGAGUCCGAAUCCUACUCCAUCCUUCAUGGAGACCCCUGGUGCUGGGUCCCUGCUGCUUUCUCUACCUCAAGGGGCUUGGCAGGGGUCCCUGCUGCUGACCUCCCCUUGAGGACCCUCCUCACCCACUCCUUCCCCAAGUUGGACCUUGAUAUUUAUUCUGAGCCUGAGCUCAGAUAAUAUAUUAUAUAUAUUAUAUAUAUAUAUAUAUUUCUAUUUAAAGAGGAUCCUGAGUUUGUGAAUGGACUUUUUUAGAGGAGUUGUUUUGGGGGGGGGGGGGUCUUCGACAUUGCCGAGGCUGGUCUUGAACUCCUGGACUUAGACGAUCCUCCUGCCUCAGCCUCCCAAGCAACUGGGAUUCAUCCUUUCUAUUAAUUCAUUGUACUUAUUUGCUUAUUUGUGUGUAUUGAGCAUCUGUAAUGUGCCAGCAUUGUGCCCAGGCUAGGGGGCUAUAGAAACAUCUAGAAAUAGACUGAAAGAAAAUCUGAGUUAUGGUAAUACGUGAGGAAUUUAAAGACUCAUCCCCAGCCUCCACCUCCUGUGUGAUACUUGGGGGCUAGCUUUUUUCUUUCUUUCUUUUUUUUGAGAUGGUCUUGUUCUGUCAACCAGGCUAGAAUGCAGCGGUGCAAUCAUGAGUCAAUGCAGCCUCCAGCCUCGACCUCCCGAGGCUCAGGUGAUCCUCCCAUCUCAGCCUCUCGAGUAGCUGGGACCACAGUUGUGUGCCACCACACUUGGCUAACUUUUUAAUUUUUUUGCGGAGACGGUAUUGCUAUGUUGCCAAGGUUGUUUACAUGCCAGUACAAUUUAUAAUAAACACUCAUUUUUCCUCCC
Molecule: messenger RNA, 1634 nt
Organism: Homo sapiens (human)
Lineage: Eukaryota; Metazoa; Chordata; Mammalia; Primates; Hominidae
Gene: TNFSF9
Product: TNF superfamily member 9
Exons: 3
Coding region: 12-776 (254 amino acids)
Biological process (GO): signaling; cell communication; immune response
Cellular component (GO): membrane
Molecular function (GO): tumor necrosis factor receptor superfamily binding; tumor necrosis factor receptor binding
Source: RefSeq, marked reviewed